AUGCAGCAGCGCGCGCCGCCUCUCCGCCUCCCCCUCCAUCUCCUACUCCUCCUCGUCCCGGCCCUCUCCGAGGUUCCCGACCACUACGCCUCCCCGCGUGUGGGCUCGGGCACCAGAACGGGGCUCAGUAAUGCGCCGGCGCAGGAGUAUCUUGACCCCACCUACCCAGUCCCGCGGCCCCCGCCGGUGGCGCCGACCUGCGUAGUGCCGGUGCUCUCCUACUCCUUCGCCAACACCUACGGCGCGCCCCCCGCCAAGGCCGCGUAUGCGCCGCCGGCCGGGUGCCCUGCGCCCUGGUCCCUCGUCGUUCUCUCCUUCUCCGUCGCCAUCGCCGGUGACCAGUACGACCGCGUGGCGGCCGUCUGGCUCGACGGCGCCGAGCUACUCCGCACCACCACCGCCGAGCCCACCCCCGACGGCGUCCGCUGGACCGUCCGCAAGGACGUCACCCGCUAUUCCGCGCUGCUCCGGUCCCCGCCCGGCGGCGUGCUUUCUGUUAUGCUGGAGAACCUCGUCAACGACGUGUACACCGGUGUAUACAACGUCAGCGUGUCCCUCGAGUUCCACGGCGCCCCUGCUUACCUCGUCAACGACGGGGGGUCCUCCUCAGCUGCCGGCUCUGCGGACCCCGGCCAAAAGCUGCCGGCAUCGUACUUCCAGCCGGCGGACCUGAUCCUGCCAAUCUCGGAGGGCACGGGCAACAGCAGUGGCUUCUGGUUCCGCAUCCAGAAUUCGUCGGAUUGUCGGUCCAAGCUUGUGAGCAUUCCGUCGAACACCUACCGCGCAGUCCUGGAGUUCUUCGUGUCCCCGCACUCAAAUGACGAGUUCUGGUAUUCCAACCCGCCGGACCUCUACAUCCGCGAGAACGACCUCACCACCGGACGGGGCAACGCCGCGUACCGCGAGGUCGUCGUGAGCGUGGACGGCCACUUCGCCGGCUCGUUCAGCCCGUUCCCCGUGAUCUACACGGGCGGCAUCAACCCGCUGUUCUGGCAGCCGGUGGCGGCGCUGGGCGCCUUCGACCUUCCGACGUACGACGUCGAGCUGACCCCGUUCCUGGGGCUCUUGGUCGACGGCAAGGCGCACGAGAUCGUCCUAAGCGUAGUGGACGGCAUCGCCGAGUGGCUCGUUGACGCCAACCUGCACCUGUGGCUGGACCCCGCUUCGCCGAACGUGUCGGCCGCGCUCAGCCGGUACAGGACGCCGCGUCUGUCCAUCACCCGCCGGUACUACACCCGGCAGCCCCUGGACGGGAGGUUCGAGAUCCGUGCCAAGAGGAAGUCCCGGUUCAGCGGGUGGGUGAAUUCGUCGUUUGGUAACUUCACGACGGACGUGGAGACGGAGCUGGAGGCGACCAGCCUGGUGGAGUUCACCGACCAGGGCAGGAACAAGACCGUCCGGCUGCAGGCGGAGCAGGACACGGAGGUCGUCGUCCGGUCGUCGGAGACGCGGAAGGAGGUCGGCAAGGUGGAGACGGAGGCCAAGUACCCGCUGUGGCUGGAGAUGGUGACGGAGGACGGCGAGAACGGCACCUACGUGAUGCGGGCGAACCUGACGCACUCCCUGAUCGUCGAGACGGACGCCGAGGCCGAGGGGCUGUUUGAUGGCGAGACGAAGGUGGUGGAUGAGCAGGCCGCCGUGGGGUGGAUGCUCGUCAGAGACCACGACGUGCUCGACGGGUCCGCGGCCACGACGCAGGCGUACAGGUAUAGCGACGAGGCGGGGAAGUAUGAGCGCGCCAUCGACACGCUGGACGGCGCGGUGCUGAGCGACAACGUGACUGAGAGCUACCGGGCCUUGGGAGACGGCUUGGCUUGGCUUGCUGCUGGAGCUGGACCCGCGGAAGGAGGUGCCAUGGAAUUGUGA
Messenger RNA from Miscanthus lutarioriparius, 1866 nucleotides. NCBI's taxonomy places the organism in Eukaryota, Viridiplantae, Streptophyta, Magnoliopsida, Poales, Poaceae. The record is from the annotation of a GenBank genome assembly.